Molecule: messenger RNA, 1671 nt
Organism: Ziziphus jujuba (common jujube)
Lineage: Eukaryota; Viridiplantae; Streptophyta; Magnoliopsida; Rosales; Rhamnaceae
Exons: 1
Coding region: 562-1359 (265 amino acids)
Source: RefSeq, a predicted model, not a curated record
AACAAAAGAGAGCCUCUGGUGUAAUCUAUAAUUAGACACCCCACAAAUCCACAGCUUAUCUCAUAAAAUUUUCCUCUUUUAAACCCACUUUUGAACUAAAAUUACCAAAAAGGACACACAUGCCUCUCCAUUUCAACUACCAUAACCAACGCCUCACCCCUAAAUUCUAACCUUCCUUGUUCUCCUCCUCUGCCUUUUGUUUCUCUCAUUCCCCAAUUUCCAUUCUUAUCCAUCGCUCUCUUUCUCUCUCGAAAAAGCACUGUGAAAACUCAGAACAGCAAAACAAAAAAAUAAAUAAAGAAAAAGCCUGAGCCCUCUCAACACCUGCAAAAACACCCACCUGCUUUUUUGUACCACCAAGGCCAUCGCUUCAAGCAAUUGAAAGCUCAAACCCAGCAAAGAAAAAGAGAAAAUUACAAAAAAAAGCCCAAGGUUCGCCAUUGAUAUCUCUCUCUUUCUUCUGGGUUCCAAUUCUAUUGGAUUUCUAAUUUCUUUUGCGGUUUUUCUCAUCUGGGUUUUGAAUCUAAGAGUCUAAAAAAAUUUUCGAUCCCAUCCCCGCAAAUGUGGCGGCCGUGGGGAAAAUCGACCACUCGGAUUCACGACACGUCGUCACCGUCAUCUCCAUUUUCUUGCUCUUCGUUCAAGGACAUUCAAACCCUCUGUGCAGACCCACAACAAUUGUUACCCACUACUUCAUUGAAGAGAUCGACCACAAUCUUCCACCGAGUCCGAUUCGCCAACUCACUCCUCCGCGCCUGGUCAACUCGCCCGCUCUCCUUAACCCAACCCCCCGAUGCCGAAAACCCAAACCCAAACCCAAACCCCCAAGAGCAAUCCCCCAUCGUCACCACCACCAGCCCGAAACAACCCGACCCGACGAUCUCCAUACCCGGAGCCGAGAAACGUGUCGUCGUUUACUUAACGAGCCUACGCGUGGUGAGGUCGACAUUCGAGGAUUGCAGAGCCGUACAAUCGAUCCUGAGAGGGUUUCGGGUCUCGAUCGACGAGCGAGAUCUGUCAAUGUACUCGGGUUUUCUGACGGAGCUCCAGCAAAUCCUCGGUCAAACGAAGUUGACCCUGCCGAGGGUUUUCAUCGGAGGGAGGUACAUAGGCGGCGCGGAGGAGGUGAAGCAGCUGCACGAGGUGGGCGAGCUCAAGAAACUAGUGGAAGGCCUGCCCGCAGCGGAACCCGGUGUGUGUGACGUGUGCGGCGGCUAUAGGUUCAUUCUGUGCGACGAGUGUAAUGGCAGCCACAAGUUGUACUCUGAGAAAGGUGGCUUCAAGAGUUGUACCGCGUGCAAUGAGAACGGUCUCAUCAGGUGCCCUUCUUGUUCUUGCGCGCCACUUUCAUCCGUCUGAUUAGAAUACCAUUAUAAAAAAAAUAUUGAUGAGGGAAAAAAAAAAAAAGAGAGAGAGAGCUUUUUUAUUAUUAUUAUUUUUUAAUUUUCGAGUUUCUGUAUCUUAAUUUUUAUUAUUAUUUUUUUUUUCCUUUUUUUUUUUCAGCUUCUGGGUAAUCAGUUUUGUAGUAGUUUUUUUUUUUUUUUUUUUUCAUUUUUUUUUUUGUUGGGUAUGUAAGAAAAUGGGUAGGCCCAGCAUAAAUAGGGUGAGCUACAAAUUUACAAUGGCACCCCAAACCCAGCUACCAGCUGGAUUGUCGCUUUGUGAAGAUUA